GGUCCCACCCACCACUUUUGACAGGGCAACACAGUAAAGUCAGACAGUGAGAGUUAGCAUUAGCUCAGUCAAGCAGCUUUAGUAGCUGCCUCGGACUCAGCAUUCGCUCAAUUAUGCUAAUUUGUGUUCUUUAUAUGGCUUUUUAACCUUUAUCUUGUCGUAGCCGUGCACGCGCGUGACUCGCUUGUUAGCAUAAGGCGGUAGUUCCUCUUGAUUAGCUAUCAAGCUACUGUAUGUCAUCGUAGCAACGGGGAGCUCAUUUAUUGCCAGGCAUCAUUUUAAUAGGUCGGUGACUCUUUUAUUUAAUCAGCAUGGGUGAUCCCUGGCAGGAGUGUAUGGACCACUGCGUGGAGAUCACCAGAAAGGCUGGCAAGAUGAUCUGCGACGCGCUCCAACAGGACAUCACUGUCAUGGAGAAAAGCUCGCCUGUCGACCUGGUGACGGAGACGGACCAGAAAGUAGAGCAGCUCAUUAUAUCGUCCAUCAAGGAAAAGUAUCCUACACACAGCUUCAUUGGAGAAGAGUCGGUGGCUGCAGGUGCACCAAGUGUCCUCACAGACAAUCCAACUUGGAUCAUUGAUCCCAUUGAUGGUACUACUAACUUUGUUCACAGGUUCCCAUUUGUGUCUGUGUCAAUCGGCUUCACUGUGAAUAAAGAGAUUGAGUUUGGGAUUGUCUACAGCUGUGUUGAGGACAAAAUGUACACAGCACGGAAAGGGAAAGGCGCAUUCUGCAACGGCGUCCCCAUCAAGGUUUCUGGACAGGAAGACGUGAGGCAGUCUCUGGUACUGACAGAAAUGGGAUUUAAGAAGGAUCCUGAGCAGUUUAAAACGAUGCUGGCCAACGUCAAGACCAUCCUCACCAUCCCUGUACAUGGGAUUCGCUCUCCGGGCAGCGCCGCCGUCAACAUGUGUCUGGUCGCGUGCGGCUCGGCCGACGCUUACUACCACAUGGGCAUCCACUGCUGGGACAUGGCCGGAGGCGCAGCGAUCGUCAGAGAGGCCGGGGGCGUCGUCCUGGACAUUUCAGGUGGACCGUUUGACCUCAUGUCUCGGAGGCUGAUCGCGGCCAGCACCAGGGCAAUAGCCGAGCGCAUCGCUAAGGAGGUAACGGAGUUUCACGUGGGCAGGGACGACACAGAUGGCGUGUAAACUCCCAGCAACUCCUUAGCCAACGCAACAGUUGCUUAAACGCGCUCGAUGGCUGUUUGCUGAACAGGUCAGAUGUGAAUCCUUGCCUUAAAGAACCUAUACGACAGUUACCUCUUGAAACUACUGUAAGCGGCCAGUGGGUUUGUUAAAGAUUUAGCACGAGUCAUUUUUCUGCUGUGUGAUUCCUUUUGUGUGUUUAUUUGUUUAUUCAUUAAUCAAGAUUCCAAGUAUCUGUUCUGUUGGAUUUAAGUAAAUGUAAACGCCAACACUGGUUUGCACCAUGAGAUCAGAGGAAUGUGUUCACAGCACGCUAUGAAUCUUCUUUACUGUAUCGCUGCACUGAUGGUGUUCAAUAUUUUAUUAUUAAAUGUGCUUCGUAUGGAUGUAAUGAAAUCCCCACAAAACGCAGCAUCGCCUGCUCAAGUCCCAACUUCUUUGUGACACAUGAAGGUGAAAUGCAUUUUGUGAUCAACUACACAAAAUAAAAACAACACUUCUGA
Molecule: messenger RNA, 1651 nt
Organism: Betta splendens (Siamese fighting fish)
Lineage: Eukaryota; Metazoa; Chordata; Actinopteri; Anabantiformes; Osphronemidae
Gene: impa2
Product: inositol monophosphatase 2
Exons: 8
Coding region: 312-1151 (279 amino acids)
Biological process (GO): signal transduction; inositol metabolic process; phosphatidylinositol phosphate biosynthetic process
Molecular function (GO): inositol monophosphate 1-phosphatase activity
Source: RefSeq, a predicted model, not a curated record